AUGAUGGUGUCCAGUUCGGCCGCUUUCCUCACCGGCGUUCUCGCCCUCAUUUCACCCCUCACGGUCAACGGCUUUGUCCUCCCCACCUCGGAUACCAUUCAGGCUUUCCUAGGACAAGCAGAAAGCUCGGUUCCCAGCCAAAGUGCUGUGUCUGCUGAAGAUGAAGGCAUUCUUACCCGCCCAUCGUGGUUCACCUCGACUUUGAUGGCCCGCCGCCUUCUCGCGUUGGCUCCCUCUGGCGUCAUCACCACCAACUUCCCCCACUCGAUCCCUCCCUCCGCACAUGCUCCCUCCGACCUUGCUGGUCUGUCUAUUGGACUUCGCGAAUAUAUCGCCGACUGUGAGGGCUCCCUGCCCCCCCAUCUGUCGCACGACGACAGCGGUGAUCCAACGGUCCUUGGGCUCCGUAUUGGAACGACAUUCAGGAAUAUCGCUGCAGGGUCGAACCUCAGUCUUCAGCUAGACUGGUGGGAUCACCUUGAUGAUGCAGGCCCUGUUUAUCCCGGUCUGCCCUUGAGCCCUGCUGCUCUGCCUCGCGUUACCCUCUUUGGAUAUCUGGAUAUCCUCCCGGCCCCCCUUCCCGAUGACGCAGCCGCCGCCCUUGAGAAAUGUUUCUUGGAGCCUCAUCCUGAUGCUAAGGUCUGGCUUCCUGGUGCUUCUUAUUCACCUCAUGCCAGUUUCUGGGCGCGGUUGGUUGUGACCCAUGUAUAUUGGAUCGGUGGCUUCGGGGACGUGCAGCAGAUUGGGUGGAUGAAUGUUACAGAGUGGAAGGGGAUCCGACCACAUGGCAGUGUAGAGGGCGUAGGCGACGGUCGAGGAUGGCAAGAUGUGCGCUUGCCAGGAGAGAAGCACUGA
Molecule: messenger RNA, 855 nt
Organism: Penicillium antarcticum
Lineage: Eukaryota; Fungi; Ascomycota; Eurotiomycetes; Eurotiales; Aspergillaceae
Exons: 1
Coding region: 1-855 (284 amino acids)
Source: RefSeq, a predicted model, not a curated record